Messenger RNA from Dioscorea cayenensis subsp. rotundata (Guinea yam), 2063 nucleotides. RefSeq names its product nuclear pore complex protein NUP50A-like. Lineage: Eukaryota; Viridiplantae; Streptophyta; Magnoliopsida; Dioscoreales; Dioscoreaceae. Gene Ontology annotation, cellular component: cytoplasm; nuclear pore. The transcript has 3 exons. Gene Ontology annotation, molecular function: GTPase activator activity. The coding region runs from base 301 to 1656 and encodes 451 amino acids. The record is from RefSeq and is a predicted model, not a curated record. Gene Ontology annotation, biological process: intracellular transport.
CCAGCCCCCAUCAGUCUUGCUCGCGAUUUCAUCUCGCUUCUCUGGCCCCCUCUUCGUUCUCUCUUGCGGCAGCCCCAAGAAGAGGAGACAUUGGAAACCUAAUCCCUAAUCGCAGCCAUUUGCUCCCUGUUUUGGGUGCAAAGCCUUCUGCCAAUUGGUGAUGGCAAAUGGUGAUUGAUUGGCUGUAGCUAAUGAUCAUUGGAAGUUUUUUGUUUAACACAAUGGAGGUCAAGCAAAUUAAAGAGAUAUACAUAUCUUUGGCUAUUAUUACCAGAAUAUUAUAAGUUCAAUUCCAUCUGAAUGGCGGAUGCGGAAAAUGCCAUACCUGCAACUAAGAAGAGAGUUGCUGGGAGACAAAUCUCAAAAGAUGAUCCCACUCUUGAUGAUGAUGAUGUACCUGAGUCAGAAAUAGGGACUUUUCAGAGAGCCAGUGAUGAGGUAUUAGCAACAAGAAGAAUAGUUAAGGUCAAACGAAGCCAAUCAUCAACAGGUUCUUCAUCGAACCCUUUUGCGGGAAUCUGCUUGGUUAACCCAACUGAUGCUGUUGCAAAAACUUCCAGCACUGAUGUCCAGUCCCAAUCUGCUGAAGUUACACCUGGAGACACUGGGAAAUCUGGAGACAGUGAGCAAAUUGGAAAUGAAACUUCUGACAAAGAAGCUACUGCAACGGAAGAAAAUGGAAAGAAAGCUGAUGAUGUUACUGAUACUAAUGUAUCUGUGGCUGAAGAAAAGGUGAAAAGCAAUGCAGAUGAUGAGACAGAAGGGGAUAAAACUGUAGAGAAUGGAGGGGAAUAUACUGAUGCCAAAGCUAAAGAAACAACUCCUGGGAAAGAAGGCAAAGAAUCUAGCCAUGAGGCUGCAGAGGAAAGUAAGAAGGCAGUUACAGUAGAAACUGAAAAAGAGAAGCCAGAAAGCAACCUGGAAGAAAAAUCUGGACCAGCUGCACACCUGAGUUCAUUUCAGCAGUUGUCUAGCAGCCAAAAUGCAUUCACAGGACUUGCAGGAACAGGGUUCUCAAGCUCUUCCUUUUCGUUUGGCUCAAAUUCCAAGGAUGGAUCUACUACAUUUGGUGGAAAUUCUGGUUCUAUUUUUGGGGUUAAUAGUGAAACUUCAACUUUUCCUUCUUUCGGCAUUGGGAAUUCUAACAAUGAAAAAUCUUCCUUUCAACUAUUUGGAUCUACUGGUGCUGGUGCUGCUAAGAGUGGAACUAGUGGUAUCACUUCUAUGCCAGAAGUGCCCAUUGAGACGGGGGAAGAGAAUGAGAAAGCUGUGUUUACUGCCGAUGCGAUAUUGUAUGAGUAUUUAGAUGGAGGCUGGAAGGAAAGGGGUAAGGGUGAACUUAAAGUGAAUGUCUCUGUGUCAGGAUUAGAGAAAGCGAGGCUCAUAAUGAGGGCUCGAGGAAACUAUCGGUUGAUCUUGAACGCUAGCUUGUACCCGGACAUGUCACUAACAAAUAUGGAGAAGAAAGGCAUUACUUUUGCUUGUAUCAAUAGUGCUGGCGAAGGGAAAGAUGGGCUUUCUACAUUUGCUCUGAAAUUCAAGGAUGCUUCUUUUGUGGAAGAAUUCCGGGGAAUUGUAGCAGCACAUAAAGGAAAGAAAGCUGAAACCGCUAUUCUGAAGACACCUGAAAACUCCCCGAAGGCCUCUGAUGAUUAAAAUCACUCUUGCUGGUUCUGGUGCUUACUGAAAAGGGACAUCUUGACUGCCCUCUUUUUUCUUCUCUUCAUAGCCUGGUAGGUUUGGGGGCCGUUUCAUUCUAGUUUUAUCCGCCGCUUUUUCUGUACCGUCUUCAAGAAGGAUCUGGGGUUAUAUAUAUUACCUGCCGGUCAUCAAGCUAUAGUCAUCCAACGUUUUUGGCAUGUUGUUGGUCCAUACUAUCUGAUGCGUUAGAAUUAGGGUACAUCUGCAUUAGCGGAAAUGCCUUCUUUAGUGAGCUUAUCCUUUAUUUGGGGCAUUAUUAACCAUACUUGUAUGAGUGGGAAAUGAUCUGGAUGAUAAUUAAGCAUUAAAUGAAAACUUUGCCGAACUUUCUUCUUUUAGCAAAGUGUAUUACAUUAGCACAA